This is a messenger RNA of Schistocerca piceifrons (Central American locust), 1416 nucleotides long. RefSeq names its product UDP-glucosyltransferase 2-like. The coding region runs from base 1 to 1416 and encodes 471 amino acids. The transcript has 6 exons. Lineage: Eukaryota; Metazoa; Arthropoda; Insecta; Orthoptera; Acrididae. Gene Ontology annotation, molecular function: UDP-glycosyltransferase activity. The record is from RefSeq and is a predicted model, not a curated record.
AUGCGAGCUCUCGCAGAAAGGGGGCAUCAAGUCACCAUCAUCACCACCGAUCCUAUCAAGGACCCACCUCCAAACAUGACUCAGAUAGACAUGUCGUUCAUGUACGACAUGUGGAAAGAAGAUAUCGAUUUCUUAAAAAAUUCUCUCUUAUCCAAAUCAGAACUGAUGGUCAUUAUUGAAGAGCAUGUUAAGAAGGCGUGUGAUGCCCAACUAAAAAUUCCAGGCCUGAAAGAACUUCAAUUUGGAGAGAAAUUCGAUUUGGCGAUAAUUGAGACGUUCUUAUACGACUGUCACUUUGGCCUCGUGCAUAGACUAGGUCCUCCACCAGUUAUUGGUUUCUGGUCAGCUGAGCUAUACCCACUUUUACAUAUCAUCGUGGGUAACCCAAUCAAUCCUGCUUAUUACCCAGACUUUGAGACAAGCUACACGGACCAUAUGACAUUCCUGGAAAGAGCUGACAAUGCCUACGAGAUGCUGCAAUCCAUCAGGCGGUUCGAAAGAAUUUCGACAUCACUGGAAGAGGUGAUGAGAGAACAUUUAGGAAGUGACCUGCCCAGCAUGCUCGAUAUGCAGUACAACAUCAGCCUCUUGCUGGCCACUACUCAUUUCUCUUCUGAUUAUCCGAAGCCAAUGCAACCUUCUGUGAUACAGAUGACAGGACUUCAUGUUAAGGGAAAGCCGAAUCCCCUGCCAAAGGAGAUACAGUCUUUCCUGGAUGAUGCGGAACAAGGGGCCAUAUACUUCAGUCUUGGGUCUAAUAUGAAGAGCAACAGUCUUCCAAAGAAUAUAAGGCAAAGUCUAAUGGAUGCCUUCUCGGAACUCCCUCAGAGGGUGCUCUGGAAGUUUGAGGAUGAUGACCUUCCAGGGAAACCGAGCAACGUCAUGAUUGCGAAGUGGCUUCCUCAACAGGACGUUUUAGCUCACAAGAAUGUGCAGCUCUUCAUGACUCAAGGUGGUCUUCAGAGCUUCAACGAGGCGUCCUAUUAUGGUGUGCCUCUUCUUGGGAUACCCUUCUUUGGUGACCAGGGACACAACGUAGGAAAAAUGCUAGAAGCAGGAAUUGGUGUGAAAUUGGACUUCAAUACAAUCACUAAAGAGAAGGUUCUAAACGCUGUGCAGACAGUUCUGGACAAUCCUAGCUACCAGGAGAACAUGAAGCGGUUCUCUGCCAUCUACCGGGAGCACCAGAGCACGUCCCUGGAGAGGGCGGUGUGGUGGGUGGAGUACGUGAUCCGCCACCAAGGGGCCCCUCACCUGCGCAGCGCUGCCCUCGACCUGCACUGGUGGCAGCUGCUGCUGCUCGACGUCAUAGGCUUCAUACUGGCUGUGGCGGCUGUGGUUGUGUUUAUCCUGUACAAACUGACUCUGUGGCUACGAUCUCUGUUGACGCCAGCCAGAAAAUUAAAGAAACACUGA